UAACCUAAAGCAAGGUGGCGGUGAAUUUUUACUGAAGCGCUUUUCCCCCACCAAAAAACCAACCAGUGGAGCCUUACCACUACGCGCCUGUUCCCAGCUGGCAGCCAACUUAUUUCCACCGCGCUCAACGCUCCUCUUUUGCGACCGAACCUUCCACCUUCACCUUCACAUCCGCAUCCGCGUCAACUUUCAACAACUUCACAUCCAACAACCGAACAACCAUCUGGAUUUCGAGCCUGCGAUCUUGCUUUCUGCAUCUGCACCUUGUAUCUGCAUCUACUCACUAUAGCCUGCAUCUCUUCCGUCCCCGAACGCGAACUCGAAGCCAUGGCUACUCCCCAGUCUACCGCCUCCGACGACGCCGCCGCCAACGAUAAGAACGAGCAGAUCACCUUCCGCUUCUGCUCCGAGUGUUCCAACAUGUUGUACCCCAAGGAGGACGCCGAUGCACAUAAGCUCCAGUACACCUGUCGUACCUGCCAGUACACCGAGGAAGCCCAUUCCCACUGCGUCUUCCGCAACAACCUCGACACCAACGCCGGCGAGACAGCCGGUGUCACCCAGGAUGUUGGCUCCGAUCCAACGCUCCCGCGAUCCAACAAGACGUGCCCCGUUUGCAGCCAUGAAGAAGCCGUCUUCUUCCAGUCUCAGCAGCGAAGCGCCGAAACCGGCAUGAAAUUGUUCUACGUUUGCUGCGAGUGCGGUAACAUUUUCUCUUAAGCAAGACUUUCUUGUACCGAUACCCCGAUAGCAUCGAUUUGGCUAUGCUAUCCUACUAGAGUGAUGGAGAAGGAAGCACUCUUUGGUUUUUACUUGGCAUGGCGUUAAGGGAGGAAAGGAGGGUUCAUCACAAUGAUGCGGAACGGCAUCUAGACGCAUUUCAGGAGUUGAAUAUCACCGCUUGCGUAUGGUGUUCACUCGGAAACAGGAAAGAAACUAGUACAAUAACAUCAAGAAAGCUGCUUCUAGCAGCAUGCACUCAUCACUUCAUA
Ilyonectria robusta is the source of this 992-nucleotide messenger RNA. RefSeq lists its product as uncharacterized. Gene Ontology annotation, cellular component: RNA polymerase II, core complex. The record is from RefSeq and is a predicted model, not a curated record. NCBI's taxonomy places the organism in Eukaryota, Fungi, Ascomycota, Sordariomycetes, Hypocreales, Nectriaceae. Bases 328 to 720 code for a protein of 130 amino acids. Gene Ontology annotation, molecular function: DNA-directed RNA polymerase activity; zinc ion binding; nucleic acid binding. The transcript has 3 exons. Gene Ontology annotation, biological process: transcription-coupled nucleotide-excision repair; maintenance of transcriptional fidelity during transcription elongation by RNA polymerase II; transcription initiation at RNA polymerase II promoter.